This is a messenger RNA of Argentina anserina (silverweed cinquefoil), 549 nucleotides long. Its product is annotated as transcription factor bHLH36-like. Gene Ontology annotation, cellular component: RNA polymerase II transcription regulator complex. NCBI's taxonomy places the organism in Eukaryota, Viridiplantae, Streptophyta, Magnoliopsida, Rosales, Rosaceae. Gene Ontology annotation, biological process: regulation of transcription by RNA polymerase II. The record is from RefSeq and is a predicted model, not a curated record. Gene Ontology annotation, molecular function: DNA-binding transcription factor activity, RNA polymerase II-specific; RNA polymerase II transcription regulatory region sequence-specific DNA binding; protein dimerization activity.
AUGGAUAAUGAUCAACCUUGUGCGAAUUCCAUUAUUGAGGAUAACCAAAAGAAGAUGAUGCAUAGAGAUAUUGAAAGGAAAAGAAGACAAGAAAUGUCCGCCCUCUAAACACUCAGAUCCUCACUGCCUCCUCAAUCUAUGAAAGGAAAACAUUUAUUGGCAGAUCAUUAUAUGAACGAGGCUGUGAAUUAUAUUAAACUCCUUCAAACAAGGAUCAGAGAACUUGGUGAGAGAGAUGACCGAAGGAUACAAAGGUCGCUGUUGCCGGAUUUGGGUAGUACUGGUGCUCUUGGCCUCGAUAGAAAGCCGUGUUGCGGUCAACCCUUGCUUACGGUUGAGAUUGUAAUAAUCAGCCGGCCGCAGGUUACUGGUGCCUCUCCAGAUCAACAAGGUGUUGCCUUAUCAAGAUUCGUGCAUAUACUGCUUGAACAAGGACUUGAUGUAAUUAGUUGUGCUACCACCCUGGUUAACAAAAGGCUUGUCUGCACCAUCCAAUCCGAGCUUGGUGAUGAUGUUAGGUCGUCGAAUUUGAUAAAGUUAAAGGACUAA